Gekko japonicus is the source of this 501-nucleotide messenger RNA. Its product is annotated as pulmonary surfactant-associated protein A-like. The transcript has 3 exons. NCBI's taxonomy places the organism in Eukaryota, Metazoa, Chordata, Lepidosauria, Squamata, Gekkonidae. The record is from RefSeq and is a predicted model, not a curated record. Bases 1 to 501 code for a protein of 166 amino acids. Gene Ontology annotation, molecular function: signaling receptor activity.
AUGACAGCAUCGUCGGCAUACAGCGUGUCUGCAUACGAAGAGCCCAAACUGCGAAACAAACUCAAGGAGCUGGAACACAAAAUCACCCGACUGGAAAGAGCCUUGGAACUGAACGGAAGGAUCAUCAUCGUUGGCGAUAAGCUGUUCGCCACCACGGAGAAAAUGGACUACUUCGAUAACACCGUCAAAAUCUGCAGAGCGGCUCACGGCUCCAUCGCCACUCCAGUGAACAAGAUGGAGAAUGAUGCCAUUAAGAGUUUGGUGGAGGAAUCCAAUACAUACGCUUACCUGGGCAUCACAGAAGGGCCCGUUCCUGGGGAUUUCCACUUCCUCAACGGGGCACCUCUGAAUUACACCAACUGGUACGAGGGGGAGCCGAAGGGGAAAGGGGCAGAGAGGUGUGUGGAGAUGUACCUGGAUGGCACUUGGAAUGACAAAAUGUGCAAUAAGUACCGCCUCAGUGUCUGUGAGUUUAGUAUCACACCCACUCACAGACCUUAA